This is a messenger RNA of Brassica rapa (field mustard), 1318 nucleotides long. Its product is annotated as cyclin-dependent kinase B2-1. Gene Ontology annotation, cellular component: cytoplasm; cyclin-dependent protein kinase holoenzyme complex; nucleus. Gene Ontology annotation, molecular function: ATP binding; cyclin-dependent protein serine/threonine kinase activity; cyclin binding. Gene Ontology annotation, biological process: regulation of gene expression; signal transduction; protein phosphorylation. The record is from RefSeq and is a predicted model, not a curated record. NCBI's taxonomy places the organism in Eukaryota, Viridiplantae, Streptophyta, Magnoliopsida, Brassicales, Brassicaceae.
UAACAAUGAAGGAAGCGUAUAACAAAAAAGACCGCUCUGGUUUGAAUUUCGAAUUAUCCUUCCGUUGUAAAGUCGAAAAAGGAAUCUUACAUUAAUUCGAAUUUCAUUAUAUUAUUAUAUAACCCAUCCAUCUACACUCUCAUUCCUCCCUUCAUUUCACUUUAAGAACCGUCUGAGAGAAGAAGAAAAGUUUUAGAGAGAGAGAGAUGGAUAAGGAAGUUAUAGCAGUUUCGGCCAUGGACGCUUUCGAGAAGCUCGAGAAAGUCGGCGAAGGCACUUACGGGAAGGUUUACAGAGCCAGAGAGAAAGCCACGGGAAAGAUCGUCGCUCUCAAGAAGACGCGUCUCCACGAGGACGAAGAAGGCGUUCCUUCCACCACUCUCCGCGAGAUCUCCAUCUUACGCAUGCUCGCUCGCGAUCCUCACAUCGUCAGGUUGAUGGACGUUAAGCAAGGACUGAGCAAAGACGGCAAAACUGUGCUCUACCUGGUGUUCGAGUACAUGGACACUGACGUCAAGAAGUACAUCAGAAGUUUCCGUCAAACCGGAGACAACAUUCCUCCCCAAAUCGUCAAGAGCUUAAUGUACCAACUCUGCAAAGGAAUGGCAUUCUGCCAUGGCCACGGUGUGCUGCACAGAGAUCUUAAGCCUCACAAUCUCUUGAUGGAUCCCAAGACGAUGAGGCUCAAGAUUGCAGAUCUUGGUUUAGCCAGAGCCUUCACUCUCCCUAUGAAGAAGUAUACUCAUGAGAUAUUGACUCUAUGGUAUAGAGCUCCAGAAGUUCUUCUUGGUGCCACUCAUUACUCUACAGCUGUGGAUAUGUGGUCUGUUGGCUGCGUUUUUGCUGAGCUUGUGACCAACCAAGCGAUCUUUGCUGGAGACUCUGAGCUCCAACAGCUUCUCCAUAUUUUCAGGUUGCUGGGGACACCCAAUGAAGAAAUGUGGCCAGGUGUGAGCACGCUCAAGAACUGGCACGAGUAUCCACAGUGGAAGCCGUUGUCUCUCUCCACAUCUGUUCCAAAACUCGAUCAGGCUGGACUUGAUCUUCUCUCUAAAAUGCUGCAGUAUGAGCCAGCUAAACGGAUCUCAGCAAAGAUGGCUAUGGAGCAUCCUUACUUCGAUGAUCUGCAGGACAAGUCCUCUCUCUGAGGAGGAUUUUGAUCUUUGAGUUAGUGCUUCUUUCAAGCAUAUCUCUAGUGUGCUUCUUUGAUUGUGUUUCUUUCUGUUCCCAAGUUUGUAUCUAAGACUUUAUUAGCUUCCAACGUUUUUAAGAAAACUUAUCUAUUCUAUAAUGAUAAAUGAUCCAAUGAUCUAAGAUG